Perognathus longimembris pacificus (Pacific pocket mouse) is the source of this 1573-nucleotide messenger RNA. RefSeq names its product FtsJ RNA 2'-O-methyltransferase 1 (gene Ftsj1). The transcript has 12 exons. The record is from RefSeq and is a predicted model, not a curated record. The coding region runs from base 569 to 1477 and encodes 302 amino acids. Gene Ontology annotation, molecular function: tRNA methyltransferase activity. Gene Ontology annotation, cellular component: cytoplasm. NCBI's taxonomy places the organism in Eukaryota, Metazoa, Chordata, Mammalia, Rodentia, Heteromyidae. Gene Ontology annotation, biological process: tRNA methylation; cytoplasmic translation.
AACUUGGGAAAUGUAGUCCAUACACUCCACUGAGGUUCAUAAGGGGAUAGGAAAUCGGUCGUGCGCUUUUUUUUUUUUUUUUUUUUUUUUGUCUGUUUGUCUGGAGAUAAGGUCUCACUAUAUGGUCCAGGCUGGUCUUGAACUCUCAAUCCCAAAGGAUUUAAUCUUAGCCUUAGGACGAAAGAACAAAGGAUCUGCUCUCGUGUGUAACUACGUUUCCACUACGCUGUGCGUCCGUUCGGCUGCCCGUUGCAUGCUGGGGUCGGUUUUCACGCGAUCUGGAUUCGUCUGCCCUACAUGGCGGGACUCACGUUGUAAGUUUGGGUCUUAACUUACCCGGAGCCUCGGUGUCCACAAUGCUAAGUUUGCCAUGCUCAUUUGGGUCAUCUAAGAAGCCGAACUGAAGCCCUUUUUGGUUUAUGAUUUUGCUGAGGCUGGGGCUCCUGGCGCCAGCCUCCUUCCUCCAGCAGCUUCCCGCUCCGAGAUCUAAGGUCCCCUACUUCCCUGGGACCAAAACCAGGCAGCGUUAGCUGACUGCCAGCAAGUUGCUUGGCCAACAGUGUGUGAGAUGGGACGGACAUCAAAGGACAAGCGAGAUGUCUACUACCGCCUAGCCAAGGAGAAUGGCUGGAGGGCCCGAAGUGCCUUCAAGCUGCUACAGCUUGAUGAGGAAUUUCAGCUCUUCAAAGGCGUGACACGGGCAGUUGACCUAUGUGCAGCCCCUGGCAGCUGGAGCCAGGUGCUGAGCCGGAAAAUUGGGAGCCAGGGAUCCGGUCAAGUGGUAGCUGUGGACAUGCAAGCUAUGGCUCCCUUACCAGGUGUGAUACAGAUCCAAGGGGACAUCACUCAGCUUUCCACCGCCAAGGAGAUUAUCCAGCACUUUGAGGGCUGCCCUGCUGACCUAGUGGUGUGCGAUGGGGCUCCUGACGUGACCGGCCUCCAUGAUGUCGAUGAGUACAUGCAGGCCCAGCUUCUCCUAGCCGCACUAAAUAUUGCAACACACGUCUUGAAGCCAGGUGGCUGCUUUGUGGCCAAGAUAUUUCGAGGCCGGGAUGUGACACUGCUCUACAGCCAGCUGCGGGUCUUCUUUGCCAGUGUGCUCUGUGCCAAGCCCAGGAGCAGCCGGAACUCCAGCAUUGAGGCCUUUGCUGUCUGUAAGGGUUAUGACCCUCCUGAGGGCUUCGUGGCAGACCUGGCCAAACCCCUGUUGGACCACUCAUACGAUUCAGACUUCAACCAGUUGAAUGGUCCCACCCGCUUCAUUGUGCCUUUUGUGACCUGUGGGGACCUGAGUGCCUAUGACUCGGACUGUAGUUACUCCCUGAAUCUCAAGGAUGGCUCCAAGUAUGAGUACACUCCACCCACACAGCCCCCCAUUUCACCUCCAUACCAGAAAGCCUGCAUAUUGAAGAAGAAGGGGCAGCUGGCCAAGGAGGUCCAUACCCAGGACUGUGCUGUCAGCAAAGAACCAGCAUAGAAGGAAGUGGAAGAACAAAUAUGAAAAGAAGUAGCUGAGAAGCAAGCACUGCUGGUGGCUAUGCCUAUAAUCCUAGCUACUCAGGAGAAUUAAGAC